GUACACAAUGUCACUCGUACGAAGAAACAACAAAAAUAAUGGUGGUGGCCUUAUCAACACGCUUAUAAACAAAUUACCACACGAGAUUCACGUGCCCGGUUAUCAAUAUUGUGGACCUGGAACAAAUUUUAAAAAACGUUUAGCUCACGGAAAUAAAGGAAUCAACCCCUUGGACUCGGCGUGUAGAGAUCACAAUAUUGCGUACGAUCGUAGUAACUCUAUCACAGAUCGUAACGAGGCUGACUAUAUACUAGAGCAGCGAGCCUGGAAUAGGUUCAAGGCAAGAGAUUCUAGUCUAAAAGAAAAAGCAGUAGCUUGGGGCGUGACUACGGCCAUGAAAGCAAAACGUAAAAUCGGGGCUGGAUGUGGGUUUAAAGCGGCCAUCAAAGCUGUUAAAAACGCUAUAAAGAAAAAUAUAGAUGCAAAAACAUGUCGCACGAAAAACAUUCAAAAAUAA
Molecule: messenger RNA, 457 nt
Organism: Metopolophium dirhodum (rose-grain aphid)
Lineage: Eukaryota; Metazoa; Arthropoda; Insecta; Hemiptera; Aphididae
Exons: 2
Coding region: 8-457 (149 amino acids)
Biological process (GO): arachidonate secretion; phospholipid metabolic process
Molecular function (GO): A2-type glycerophospholipase activity; structural molecule activity
Source: RefSeq, a predicted model, not a curated record